This is a messenger RNA of Aspergillus sclerotioniger CBS 115572, 461 nucleotides long. RefSeq lists its product as uncharacterized. The record is from RefSeq and is a predicted model, not a curated record. Lineage: Eukaryota; Fungi; Ascomycota; Eurotiomycetes; Eurotiales; Aspergillaceae. The transcript is spliced from 3 exons. Bases 25 to 438 code for a protein of 137 amino acids.
GACGUCUACACCGAGAUCAACACAAUGGUCACUGUAGUUCUAACUGAUGUAAGCUUUAUGACCAACACGCCGGUUAUUACCGAUCAGGCAGAGGAGCAGGAUGUUUAUGAGGGUUAUUCGAAUUUCGUCCAAUCCCUCCUCGAACUCAUGGACGCUUUCUCCACCAGCGCAACUCUACUAGAAUCCAUUGAUGCAGUCACAAAGUAUAAAGUUCCCUCGGAAGUUCGCGUGCUGGAGAGUGCUGUUGAUGCGUACUUCUACAACAUCAUCGGCCUCUUCCCAGCCAAUAGCUCGUACAACGCCCAGGCCAACAACCAGAAAGCUCAAGUCGAUACGCAUUGCUUCCAGGCUAUUUGGGCUUUUGAUCUCGAUGAGGGGAAUCAGUCGCGUAGUGAUGCCUCGCUUCAUUCGAGGUGGUUGAGGCGGGCGGCUGCAUGAGAGAGGGGGUAUUAUGUUGGGGG